AUGUUACAGGUUGAGGCCGGAACUAUCGUGCGUGGAAUGUUCGCAUGUGUGGUUCCCGGCAUACUAUGCUUUCUGUCCAUAUUCUACUGCAUACUUCACUCCUGGUUAAAUGCUUGGGCCGAGAUAUUAACGUUCGGGGAUCGACUUUUUUACGAGGACUGGUGGACUUCUUCCUACUUCUCACGGUAUUACCGACGCUGGAAUCGUGUGGUUCACUCCUGGCUACGUGAUCACAUCUAUGUUCCUCUAGCCCCAUCACUAGGACGCCCUGUGUCUACAUUUAUAGUAUUUGCGGUGUCCGCGGUGGCCCAUGAAGUAGUCUUUGCAUUAUCAUUGGGAUUCUUCUAUCCUGUAAUACUGGUAAUGUUCGGCGUCAUUGGGUUAUUGAUGGUACCACUUACUGCGAAUGGUGGACGCCGUUACCCUAAUAUGUACAAUGUACUUAUGUGGUUUUUAUUUUUCAUUGGAAAUGGGCUUCUGAUGUGUUUGUACUCCAUGGAAUACUUCGCUCGCAAGAACUGUCCACCAUCAAAGGACGACAGUUUCUUUAUACCCAAGUCAUGGUCUUGUAUAGAAGUCAUCUUAAAACCUGGCUGGACAUUCCACAACCCUUAA
Molecule: messenger RNA, 615 nt
Organism: Arctia plantaginis
Lineage: Eukaryota; Metazoa; Arthropoda; Insecta; Lepidoptera; Erebidae
Source: the annotation of a GenBank genome assembly